This is a messenger RNA of Siniperca chuatsi (mandarin fish), 1218 nucleotides long. It is a transcript of the gene rln3b, whose product is annotated as relaxin 3b. Bases 551 to 1006 code for a protein of 151 amino acids. Lineage: Eukaryota; Metazoa; Chordata; Actinopteri; Centrarchiformes; Sinipercidae. Gene Ontology annotation, cellular component: extracellular region. Gene Ontology annotation, molecular function: hormone activity. The record is from RefSeq and is a predicted model, not a curated record. The transcript has 3 exons.
UUUUUGAUUGCUCAGAAUGUCAAGCAGAUAGAUGGAAAAUGAUGGAAUGUCACUCACUUCAAACAAAUGUUGCUACCGCCCCAUAUCAUUGCCCUCUCUAUAGGCUCAUAUAAAUAAUUAAUAUUGCACAACAUUCAGAAGUUCACAAUUUAUUUGAGUCACAGCAGUAUCACCAGUUGGCCUCUGAAAUCUCUCUGUAGUGUAUGUGUGUGUGUGUCACUUGUAGUGAACACCAACGUAUAGCACUCUAGUUAUCAUCGGGGUGCAUGGAUACUGAUCUCGGCAUGGCAGAGCAGACGGAAAGAUGGAGAUUGUGCUGGCGACACACAGCACAGCCCAACUGAUGUCAGGGACAGAAAGGCCAACAAAAGGUCACAGGUCUCCGGUCUUAUCUCUGGGCAUGACAAAGAGUGGAGGUGAGUUGAGGUCCUUCUGUGAGAUGCUGAGGCCUAUAUAAGGUAGGGGCUGACCAGAAAGAAAUACAAACCACACAGACAUCUCAAGCAAUUUCCAGCCUUUGAGACACCUACGACAUCUUUUCACUCUCACUAUGUGGAAGGCAGCACUCUUGACCCUGGGCUUGUUGGUGUUGUUGGUAGACAGGGUACGGCCCAAUGAUGGCCAUCCUUCUUUCUAUGGGGUGAAACUGUGUGGAAGAGAGUUCAUACGAGCUGUCAUCUUUACCUGUGGUGGUUCUCGCUGGAGGAGAAGCGUAGGAGACUCAGCUCUUAUUGGAGAAGAGGCCUUUGACCCAUGGAGCACAAAUCCCAUCCCUCAACUUCCCAGCGAGCAGGAUCCUGCAGAGUCCCAAGCAUGGAGCGAUCAAACAUCGAAUGUGGCAUCUGUGGCUGCUGGAUUCAGCCGCUCAGCUCGCUCGCCAAUCUCAGAGGAGGUGCUGGAGGCUCUACGGAGUGCAGAUAGGAAAGGACGGGAUGUAGUGGUCGGACUGUCCAACGCCUGUUGCAAGUGGGGCUGUAGCAAGAGUGAAAUCAGCUCUCUCUGUUGAACCUUGUUUCUUAAAUAUAUGUCUUGUCCUGUCACUAAUGCAGAGCUCUACUCUUUUCCUAGAAUUCUUAAAAUUCCACAUCCCAUCCAACUCGCCGCCAUAUGUUGACUAUUGAUACAGGAAUGUGACUGUGUACUCAAAUCAUGUUUACUGUGAUUAUCACAUAUUGAUAUUUAUAUAUAUAUGUUUAAUAAAGCUUUGUGUAGUUGGUA